Messenger RNA from Linum trigynum, 6444 nucleotides. Lineage: Eukaryota; Viridiplantae; Streptophyta; Magnoliopsida; Malpighiales; Linaceae. The record is from the annotation of a GenBank genome assembly.
ACACACCCCUAGAGAGCAGAAACACGAGAGAGAGUGAGAUUCAAAGAGCUCCGGUUUUCCGCACAAAACCGCUGAGCAAAUCAAGAGAGUGGCUGUUUUAUCCUGGAGGCGACCGGCUGAUAGACUGCUGUGCGAAUAACGAGGCAGAGCCGCGAAAGUCUUAAAGAGAGCGACCUAGUCCGCGACUCAACCAGAUCGGUAACCCUAAUUUUUCUGUUCGGUUUGUAACAAUUUUAAGACGUUUGGUUUUUGUCAUGUGUACCAAAGGAGGAUACCAAUUCUGGCUCGAUCGAUUUCCUUCGCUGCGCGUUGCUUUUUCAAGAUUGCCGCAGUCAUAUCUCUUCCAUAACCAGCGUGCUGAAAUUAUGUCCGGAGCCAAGUAGCCACCUCCGGCGGCGUAAAUCAAUGAAGAAGGAGGAAUCUACCUCCAGGUUGCACCACCUAUAGCACUGAAAGCAAGAAUUCCAACCCCUAGCCCGUCAAGUCCUUUCACAAUUGGGCUUUCAGUUCCAGUUGCAAAAGGGGAUUUUCAGCUUCAGUUGCAGCCACGUUACGGAGCAAACUAUGGAGGGUGCAACCUCGACGUGUUCCGUUCCAGCAAGUUGCUGCGUGUAACUAAUAGGGCCCAAACCAAGCGAUAGAAGGCUCAAUGAGAAGCAGAAGUUAUCCUAGAAGCCAUAAUCCACGACCAUAGAACAAGGAAAAUGCACGAUGUUGAGUGCUAGUCUUAAAGGUUGUGGAGAGAAGCAAAACGAGCAACAAAGAAGCUAUGUAUGGCUAGCUAUUAACUACAAAUGUUAGAAGGAAAUGACUUCUUGAAAAGAGGUAAGAACUGACACCUUCCUCAUGAGUCAUUAAUGAAUGACAAAUUUCAUAAGGUUUUAUGCAUGAAAUUGAGAAAGGUUAUGAAUGCUAGAAUGAAAGCUUGAAUUGAUGCAUGAUAAGUUGACAUUAAGAUAUAUUACGUAUCUCGAUGAUUAGAGCAUAAAUUGAUUACAUGCUAUGGAAAGAAUGAUUUUGUCUAAAUGUGUGCAUUGAAGAAUAUAUGGGAAUAGAAUGAGUUUAUUGCCCAUAAUAACGAUAUUGUAAGAAGUACUAUUAUCAGUACUACACGAACCACUUAGGCUGCUUUGAAACAUCAAAGUUUCAAGAAUGAGAGCAGCAAGCCGAACCAGAUCCAUACCAAAUAGAAUGGUACCCUUUGUGGUAACCAUAAGAUUGCCACCCAAUCCUCUAAGAAUGACGCUAUGUUCCUCUGUUAUUUGUGAGAAACUAGGUCAUAAGACACGAAAGUGUAAGAACAAGUUUAACCUAGUGUUAACUUGACUACAUAAGAGGAUUUGGUGGUAAUAAUCGCUAAUGGGGUGAUAGGCCUUAAUGGCAAUUCUGAAGAAUGGUGGUUGGAUAUUGACGCCUAAGGCAUGCAUCUCAUAAAGUAGCUAAGCUCAAUCAUGCAUUAAGGCGUAUUGAAGGAGAAAGUGUUGUUGGGCAAGACCCUCACCACUAUAGUUGAUGGUUCUGGGAAAGUGGAAAAGAACCCUACCUCUAGAAAGUCAUUGACUUUCCGAGACGUAAGGAAUGGUUAAGUAGAUAAGAUAAAUUCUUUCAAGUGUGUCUGUGUGAAGAAUUAGAAUAUCUUAUUCCCAUAUUAUUAUUGGAUGCUUGAGAAAAAUAUGAAUUUUGUAUAUCCAAGCUAAAGGACCCAUAAAUAUGUGAUUAGAGAAUCAGAAUCAAUAAAUCUGAUUUAUGUUGAUAUGGGUAAACUUGAUGGAAAAGACAAUAAAUGAUUUAUUGCUCUUUAGAGUGCUCUGAUUGUCUAACUAGUUAUUCGAAAUAGUUUGAAAUGCCUAGUUGCACUAUGAUUGCACUGAUUAUUCGAUAUGUGGCAUGCAUGUGGUAGCGUUAGAGAAUCAGUGACAUGAUAACUAGAAAAGCAUAUGAGUGUGUAAGUUAUUACACAUAAGCCUAUGAAAUGAAAUACUCAUUAGUUUGUGAAAACCAUUGAUGCCAAUAGAUUCCAUUUAUAUUAAGAAAUAGUGGGGGUGGUAUCCUGCCUACUAUUAGAAAUAAUGGAUAACUAGUGGGGGUGAUGAAUCUGAGUAUGAACUCAGAAGAGACAAAUGAACCAUAAAUCACGAAAGGAUUUUGGUUAUGAAUUUGGUAUUUACACCCUAAGAAAGAAAGAUCCUACAAGCCUGCUAGGAGUUCGAACUUUCAUAAAGAUGCAGAAUUGUGGGAGAAUCCAUUAUUAACGAAAUGGAAUUAUUGGAGUCUAAUAAAGACUUAAAAUCUUGUAGAGUUACCUCUUGGUUGAAAAGCCUUGGGUAAUAUAUCGAUAGAAUCGAACAAGAUUUGGCAUCUUUGAGAAUUACCUCUUGGCAAUGAAGUCAUGGGUAAUAAAUGGAUUCUUAAAAGAAAAGUGAAACAUAUUGGUUUAGUUUAUGAGUAUAAGGAUCGCCUAAUAGCUAAGGCCUUAAGCGAAAAGGAAAAAUUGCAAGUUUUCUUGUUAUCUAUUCACCAUAUGUAGAAUAACAUCCAUGUAUGUUCUGAUUGCUAGUGUUGUGCGUCAGAUGGAUUGUUAAACAUGUUUUUGUGAAUGGUGAUUUAUAUAGGAAAAUCUACAUGGAACAACUUAUAGGGUUGUCAUUCCUGAACAUGCUUAGGGAGUCUAUAGUUAGACAAAUCAUUGUAAGAUUUGAAAUAGACUCUAAGACGAUGGCAUGAAUAGACGGGUUCUCUCUCAUGGUUUUAAGAAUGACAAGUGCAUUUAGUACAACUCUGAGAAUGACACAUGGAUCUUUGGUACAAAGACUUGUGAUGUCAAUAUUGAAAAACCAUGAUGGUUGAGAAUUUUGAAUGUGAAGGAUCUAAAUGAAACAAAUGUUAUGCUUAGAGAUCCUAAUAACUAGGAAAAUACAAGAUGUACACCUGCAUACAUGUUUGAUGAUGCUAGUAUAAAUAUUUGAAGAACACCUAAGACGGUGUAAGAAAGUUAGAAUAUACUAGCAUUUACUGUCUGCGAGAGGCAGCUGAUAAACAUGAAACCCGAUUUAGUGGGGGGUACUUGGCAGGCUUACUGAUUGUCCUAGUAUGAAGCAUUGAAAUGCUAUUGAAAGGGGUCAUGAGACACCUUAAAAGAACAGAAAAAACCUUGGUAUUUGUUAUUAAAGGUUUUGCUAUAUUGGUAGGGUAUAGUGAUGCGGAUUAGAAUACCCUAUAGAGGACUCCAAGACAACAAGAGGUUGUGUUUUAAACAUCGAUAAAGAAGCUAUGUCUUGGAAGUCUAAGAAGUAAACGAUCCUGGCUCAAUCAACUAAGAAAUCAGAAAUGAUAGAGCUAGCAAUGGCUAGUAAAGAGAAAAGUUGAUUGAGAGGGUCAUUACUAGAGAUUCCCUGGGAAAGACCGAUCCCUCCGGUAUUUGAUUCAUUGUGAUAGCACCGCAGCUAUUACUAAAGAAGGAAACCGCUUCUAGAACGAAAAGAGACAACAAAUUCGUUGUAAGCGCAGUACUGUAAGAGAACUCCUAACGAUAGGAGCAAUGAGGGUGGAUCAUGUGAGAUCCUAACAGAAUCUAGCUGAUCCUUUGACGAAAGGAUUAUCUAGAGAGAAAGUCCAAAGUACCGUCAAGGGUAUGAGACUUAUGCCUACCGAACCACGGACUACAAGUGAUGGUAACCCGACCCAAUAGACUGGAGAUCCCAAGAAAUGGGUUCAAUGGGUAAUAACAAGUCAUGAGUAGUAUGCGAAAAGUUCAUGCAUAGUGAAGCAUGAAUCCCAAAGCCUUGGAGGUUGAGUCAAACUCUUAAUGAGAUCUAUACUCUAUGUGGAGUGAAGUACUUUACUUUGGGGGUACUUCUGAUAGACUCACCUAUGUGAAUGUGGGAGUGGGGCCGCUCCCUAUGGAACUUUGGAGGCACAAAGUUGCUAGAGCGUUCACUAAACCGGGAUAACGUGCAUGGCCAUAAACGCACGGCCUAUGAGAGAAUAUCACUCAAUGAAAAGAUCUGGUGUGCUACAUUGUCUGAGAUAGGGUUCAAGACUACGAGUCACCCUUAUGAAAUCGGAAGUGUAACCACUACGCUAAGGUUCAAAUCUUCGCGAUACCUUAGCUUAUGCCCGAUCUUAUGGAACUGUUGAUGCUCAGAGAUAGUUACUAUCGCCGUGCCGAUCGAUCUGAACAAAUGAUUUGUGGUUGUCGCGCAUCGCGAUUGUUCUUGACGAUCUUGUGUCCUCCACGAAGCAACUUACAAGGAACAGGCAGAAUGCUUUUAUUUCCGAACCUAGCCUACUGCUGGGAGUCGAUCAACUGAAGACGGUUAUGAAAAUCGAGGGAAUUGUGGUUCUGCCGGUUAUUUGAUUUAUGAUUUUGCCUUUGAUUUAUCCUUUAUGUUCUCUGUUGAGUGGUCCCGCACUGAUAAUUACCGGGGAAGCGGUUUUGUAGUCUUCAUUCAAUUGCAGGAGCAACCGCAGACUUGUUGUUCUUGGAUCAUGCACGAGUAUUGCUUGCUGCCCAUCCCCGCGCUAGGGCUCGACUCUGUUGUUGCGUCCAAGCUCGCACUCUGCCGUAUCAGAAAGAAGAAAGCUCCAGGGAGAAAGGAAUAACGCCUCGGAGGGGAAAGCUCCGACUGCUCCCUCAAUUCCGUCCCGGGCCAAAAGGGAAAAUUCCCCUGUAUGAUUAAUUGCUCUCGUCCAAGUUCCACCAGCAAAGUGGAUCACGUCACUCUGUGGAAUUCUGUUGGCCCAAAUGAAUUUCAGGUCCAACUCUUCGAGUUUGAUCUUUCCCGGGCCGAGUGGCAGCGAAAAUUUGGGACUCUUUCCUGCUUUAAUUAAUUUGUUCUCUUAAACCUUCCUUUUGUCAUAUAUGUGGGUGUCGCCCUUUUUCUUAUGGUAUGCACUAAUUUGCAUAUAUAAUUUGGUUAUUAUGGCGUGCACUGACGUGUGCUUGUUAUGGGAGGCGGUGUCAACAAAGGGAAUGCUGGCCAAUUGAGACUUCAGCAUUGAUAAGUGUUUGGAGCUGCGGGUUCUUAAAUUUUGAAGGUAAAAGCUCGAUGUUGUCCGCGAGGUUCCCUAGUAAAGAUACGCAGCUGGAAAGAGGAGUGAAGCUAUAUAAAUAGCCUACCUCAGCUAGACAACCGAGUCAAUCAAGGAACCUGGACAAGCUCCUCUGCCUGUGGUGGAGUUAAACUCGGUAGGAAGGGUCAUGUUCAGAAAGUCUCGAUCAGGGAAACAAGAAUCAAUUUGGAAAUUGAUUCUCAGAGCUUGAGCCAAUGGCUUCUCGGAAAAGAGGUAAGAACUGAAACCUUACUUAUGAGUCAUUUAUUAAUGACAAAUUAGAAUCUACCAUAUGCAUGGAAUUGAGAAUCAUUAUGAAUGCUAGAAAUGAAAAUCUAGAAUUGAUGCAUGUUGACAUUGAGAUUUAUUACCUCGAUGAUUAGAAAUUGAAUACAUGUUGUGGAGUAUAUAUAAUGAUUUUUUUUUAAAUGCAUGCAUAUACGUGAAGAAUAUAUGGGAAUAGAAUGGGUUUAUUGCCCAUAAUAACGAUAUUAUAAGAAGUACUAUUAUUAGUACUACACGAACCACUUAGGUUGCUGUGGAACAUUAAAGUUUCAAGAAUGAGAGCAGCAAGCUGAACCAGAUCCACACCAAAUAGAAUGGUACCCUUCGUGGUAACCAUAAGAUUGCCACUCAAUCCUCUAAGAAUGACGCUAUGUUUAUCAAUUAAAUUUGAGAAAAACUAGGUCAUAUGACACGAAAGUGUUAGAGCAAGUUUAACUUAGUAUUGUGUUAACUUGAUUAAAGAAGAGGAUUUGACAAUAACAAUCGCUUAGGUGAUGACAGAGGUUAGCCUUAAUGGUAACUCUGGAGAAUGGUUGCUGGAUACUAGCGCCCCAAGGCAUGUCUGUGAUAGACGAUCUAAGAUGGAUUCUUUUUUUGGGACGGGUGUGUCCUUGUAAAGAAUUAGAAUAUCUAAAGUCACAUUCCCAUAUUAUUCUCGAACGCUUGAGAAAUUUUGUAUCCAAGCAAAAUGACCCAUAAAAUAUGUGGUUAGAGAAUCAGUGUAACAUGAUAACAAGAAGAGCAUAUGAGUAUGCAAGUUUUUGUAAAACACAUAAGUUGAUGAAACGAAAUACUCAUUAGUUUGUGAAAUCCAUUGAUACCAAUAGAUUCCAUUUAUAUUAAGAAAUAGUGGGGGUGAUAUUCUGCCUACUAUUAGAAAUAAUGGAUAACUAGUGGGGGUGAUGAAUCUGAGUAUGAACUCAGAAGAGACAAAUGAACCAUAAAUCACGAAAGGAUUUUGGUUAUGAAUUUGUUAUUUACACCCUAAGAAAGAAAGAUCCUACAAGUCUGCUAGAAGUUCGAACUUCCAUAAAGAUGCAGAAUUGUGGGAGAAUCCAUUAUUAACGAAAUAGAUUUAUUGGAGUCUAAUAAGACUUAAAAUCUUGU